UGUCGGUUGGAAGCGGCAGUCGUCGUGCGAACGGGCAGACGGGGUGGCACUAGAUACCAAGAAAUUUCUUGAUUAGGGCUUGGUUAAAUCGGUACAAUCUGGAAAGAAUGCCAUUCCGGCUCUAACUAAGUUUGAAAAAUAUAUUGUGCAAUAAUUUCGUAAUAAUUGUGAGAUAAAUCAGCACAGUAUAUGCGGACAGUCCCGGCCAUGGCUUUAACCAGGCCUUUUUGCGCACUUCUUUUAAUAUCAUGUGUAGCAGCACAGCGGUUCAGUGCACAAGUGGGACCCGGAUUAACACAACCUCCAUUACCGGCCGGCACUCCACGACCACCGACUGGCGCUAGCGCCUCGGAAUCUGUUUCUUUGGGUCAGGGUGCGGGAAUAUCAGGAUCCGCUUCCCUGGGCGGUCACGGUGCCGGGGCAUCCGGACAUGUUUCGUUAGGCGGACAGAAUGAUAACCGCGGAACAGUGUCAGGCGAGGCAGCAGCCGGCGGGCAGUAUUCCGGCUAUGAUCAUGGCGGAUACGGUGUCGACGCUUCGGGACAUGCUGCCGGCGGCCAAGCCUCCGGUAGCGUCAGCCUAGGUGAUCCCAGCAGCGAAUACGAUCCAGCGCGACAGCAGUACGGGCCCGGUAACGGUCAGUAUGAUACACGUGAUCAGGCUGGAGUCGGUGGACAGUAUGACGGUCAGCAAGGCUGGGAAGGCGACAAUCGUCAACAACCGGGACAAGACGGCCAGGAUCGCUAUGAAUAUCCCACCGAGGCGCCUCAGGUACCGGAUCAGCACAGUGGCUAUGGUGAUCGCAACGAAGAGGAUCGCCGAUCGGGAACGUCGUACGAUCCACGAACGAAUCCACGAACGGAUCCGCGAUACGCUCCCUCCCAGUAUCCGGGUUAUGAUACGUCGCGAGGAGACCCACGCCAAGAUCCUUCCAGAGGCGAUCCACGAUACGAUGCGUCACGUGGGGAUCCGCGGUAUGACCCUAGACAGCAAGGUGGCGGUUCUGGAGCCCUUUACCCGGUAACCUUGAAAACUUUUGUACUUUCCGAAAACUCCAUCUUCGUGUAUUGGGUGGAUCCGUAUAAUCAAAAAGGCCGAGGACAGCAACAACAAGGUGGCAACACCAGAUACACGGUGAAAUACUCGAAGGGUUAUGGAGGUGCCGGUUCCGAAAACACUCAGGAGACAGCAGAGAAGGAACUGCGAUUGACGGAUCUCGAGCCGGGAACUGACUAUUCGUUCUCUGUCAAAGUGGAUCGAGAUGGGCGAUCUAGCGGUUGGAGUGCGCCAGUCCGAAAUCGAACACUAGAGCAGUUGCCGUUGCAACCGCCUUCCAAUAUCAAAGUGGACACCCGCGAUCGUGACGCUACCGUGACGCUGUCGGCGCCCGACGGAAUGAAAGGGCACGUCAGUCAAUAUCUCUUCUUAUACGCGCCCAGCGGCGGUUCCAGCGGCAGUCGUCAGUGGACUGAACAGCAAGUGUCCGGCUACUCGUACGACGGACGACCAGUUACCGUAGUUCUGCGCAACCUGCAGCCGGAUGAGGAAUACUUCUACACCGUACAAGCCAUCAACUCGCGUGGGUCCGGGCCGUUUUCCGAGAUCCAGAGCUUCAAAGUUCCUGGCUACGGAUAUCCACCGGGACCGGGCGGCUCAGCCUAUCGACCGGGCUACGGUGGCCCCACCACACCCGGUCCGUACAACCGCUAUCCCGGUCAUUCCUGGGAUCAGCAGACGACUCCUUCACCGUAUCCCGGAGCGCCGGCACCCUACUAUCCACCCGAACCCGCUCCCUACUAUCCAGAAGACCCGCGGUAUGAACAGACCACCGAAGAUUACUAUGCUCGCUACUACACCUCGACACCUGAUUACUACAAUCGGGGUCAACAGGAGACGACAAGCUGGGGACCGUAUUGGGGCGCCGCGGCUGGCAGUGGAGCAUCGGCCAGUGGGCAGGGGGCCAGUGCGGGCGGCAGCGCUAGUGUGAGCGGGUCAUAUGGUAAUAACAACUACGGUGGAGCAUACGGCGGCAGUCAUGGUAGCUCUAGCUCGUACAGUAGCAGUGGUGAUGCUAGUGCGGCUGGUGGCUCUGGAGCAGCACCCAAUCCCAAUGCACCGCCUCCGACCGAUUUAAAGGCGGAAAAUCUGGAAGGUGGUCUGGAAAUACUGCUCACUUACAACCCACCCACGGAUGUAACCGCAAAAUUUUAUGACAUUUACUACAGUGACAAUCCUAACACUCCCGACGACCAGUGGCAGAAAGAACAGGCCAUUGGCGAAGACCUGCAAGCCGUUUUCGGUGUCAAUCAGUAUCAGAAACAAUGGAUUUACAUCAAGAUGAGGACUGUUACGGCAGAGGGCGCCGGUGAAUUCAGCCAAGCUAUUCCCCACUUUGUGGACGAAGUCCGUCCUCCGGAAGCAGCUGCUGGAGACAGGUCACGCGAAGGCCAAGACCAGAGACAUGACCAGGAGCACGAACAAUCCCGCGAGGGAGAUGCUCAGGCGGGAGCGGAACAUGACCAAGAAGAUCAAUAUGCCCCCGAGGAUGAGGAAUCAGCAAGACACCAGCCGGGGCACGCACAUGCCGAAGCGGAUGCGAGGCACAGUGGCCGUGGCGGUGUAUCCGUUUCCGGGCAAGCAUCAGCAGGCGGCGUAUCAGGACAGGCAUCAGCGGGCACCGGAGGUAUAUCCGGACACGCGGGAAUCUCGGGUCACGGCGGUAUUUCCGGGCAGGCUUCUCUCGGAGGUGGUCGGGCAUCGGUCGGGGUGUCUGGCUAGUUCAGUGCAUUUUUUCGGUUUUUGAGAACGUGAUAUUUCAUUUUAUUGUUUCAAGAUGUAAAAGAAAUUCAUGGGUUAUGUGAGUGGUAACGUGCUUUCAUUAUUAUUAUUUUGUUUAUCUUGUUAUGCGCACGAAACUACUAGGGCCGACUCGGUUUAAAUUUAUUCAUAUAGUACAUACACCUUGGAAUUUAAAAUCCUUAAAACAUUUAAAACAA
This is a messenger RNA of Paramacrobiotus metropolitanus, 2996 nucleotides long. RefSeq names its product spidroin-2-like. NCBI's taxonomy places the organism in Eukaryota, Metazoa, Tardigrada, Eutardigrada, Parachela, Macrobiotidae. Gene Ontology annotation, molecular function: protein binding. The record is from RefSeq and is a predicted model, not a curated record. The coding region runs from base 190 to 2778 and encodes 862 amino acids. The transcript has 5 exons.